Messenger RNA from Penicillium riverlandense, 453 nucleotides. RefSeq lists its product as uncharacterized. The record is from RefSeq and is a predicted model, not a curated record. The transcript is spliced from 2 exons. The coding region runs from base 1 to 453 and encodes 150 amino acids. Lineage: Eukaryota; Fungi; Ascomycota; Eurotiomycetes; Eurotiales; Aspergillaceae.
AUGGCGAGAACCACUUCGUUCUUUUCGAAACACCCCAACAUCGGUACUGACCCUACGAUGAAGACGACGAGAGACUUCAACCGUCUCGCCCGCCAGCGAGGCUGGGAUCCUGAUUCCACAGUGUGGAAACUCCAUUGGAAUGACUUCAUCAGCGCAAAGCUUGACGGUCUCUUCGGUGGGCGUGAUAAGGACCUGAAAACUUGGCAGGAGGUCUGCGGCAAGUUGGGCCUGCGGGGGGAUUUUUCGUCGUUCAACAAGUGUAAGAAGGCUCUGGCUCGGGUGAACGCGAAUAUUGUUGAUCUCCUAGAGUGCUGGGCCACUGGAAAACGUCCUCGCAUGUUCAGAUCCCGCGAGGAGCUGGAGCACUACACCAAAGUUCAUCGGAAGUUCUUCCCCCGCAGCCAUGCCAAACAAAGCCGUAUUCUACGUAUCUUUCUGAAGAACAUGGCUUAA